UUUUUUUUGUUUUGUACUCGCUCUUUUGUUCGUCCUGAGUUGGGCGUUUCUCUUCCCGCGCUGUUCGACCGUGCCACUCGCAAAAGCGGCAUCUGAGAGUUCUCUGAUUGCACCGUCGUGUAGAGGAAGAGCGACCCGAAGGCAGCACUCAUGAGCGCACGGGGCGCCAAGCGUCGACGAGACGCACGAGAGGACGAUGACGACCGGGGCAGUGGCGCCAGUCAUGUCGCUGACGGUGCACCGCGCAGCGAUCCGUCAGACGCACAGCACGACGAACCGUCGGAGCACAGCAGUGCUGCGCACCCUGGGCACGCGCGUGCCGAGCUUGACGGCGCGAUGGCGAGCGAUGAUGCGAAUCACACCGCCGAGGCGUCUGCUGCGCCGACCGCCGUCCCUCCAAAUCCGCAGCAUCAUCCAGCGUCAGCGCCCCCGGAACGGCAUCAGCGCAAGCGUGCGCGUGCAGCAGAACGCGGGAUAUCCAACAAUGACCUGACGUCGACGCAUUCAGCAGAGAGGUCGGUGGCUCAGUGGUCUGAAUUUUCACAUUCAUCGGCGUCCGAUCCGCGCAGCUCAAGUAGCAGCGGGGUGAGUUCGAAACGUACCGUGCUGAUUGAAUACCCGAGACCCAAAAUGUCGCAAGCCCCGCCUCCCAUUGCAGAGACUGCUGCUGCUGCCGCCGCCGCCGCCGCUGCAGCAUCAUCACAAUCAUCACAGUUCUCAUCGCUAUCAAGACCGACAUUUGACACGUCAAGACUAACUCAUGUCGGCGUUGUUGAAGGAGCGGCUGCAAGCAUGCACCAACCUACAACCAGCCCCUCUCCAAGUAUUCACCCUACAAUUCUCCACCCUACAAGCAUCCACCACCCUACUAGUAUUCACGCGACAAGUAUUCACCCGACAAGCAUCCACCACCCUCCAAGUAUCCACCCAGCGAGUAUUCCACCCCCGGACACUAGCGCCGCCGCCGCCGUCGAUCACCAGAACGCAUCAGACUCGCCUUUUGCAAACAUGACUCAGUUGGCAUCUGCAGCCGCUGCUGUUGCCGCGGGAGACGCGCUUGCGCGGCAUCGCAUUGCGGCCGAAGCUGCGGCCGAACAACAUUCCGAGAGCUUGGAGAAUGCUGCCCAUCUUCACCACGACAACCGAUCAUCCACGACCGGAAGCAAGCGCGCCUACCGCUACGAAUCGCACAACGCUAUCGAAAAGCGUCGCCGCGACCGCAUCAAUGCGAGUCUGGACGCUCUGUCGCGGCUCAUGCCCCCGCACAACCGAGGCAAGCGACUCGAUAAAGCCGUGGUGCUCGAAUACACUGUCAACUAUGUGCGGCAACUGGAGGAACGGGUUGCUGCCCUGGAACGCGCUGCAGCGGCUCCAUCAGCGACCGUAUCGGUCGUCCAUACACCAGUCCCUCUCGCCUCCAAGACUGGUGGUCCAAUCACCCCAAUCGCGCCUAUCACCACCACCACCACCACGAGCACCGCCGCCGUGACCACUCCUGCACCCUCCGCCAUUGUCCCUGUGACCUCAAUCGCUCCUAUGUCGACCACGGUUGCCUCUUCUGCCGCCGUGGUGCACGAUGAUGCAAGGUCGGAUGCCGUGUCGGUAGCUUCCAUCCCUGCAACCCUCGUUCAGCAAAACCAUGUGGCCGAGCUCAAUCCUGCCCGACCCGCUUCGUCCCAAAGUCAGACGUCUGCGUCGAUCUAUUCGCAAGCGCCACCGCUAAUUGUUGUGCCACACCGAACACCUGUGCCACCUGUGCCACCUGUGCGUGGUGUAGAGUUGAUGACCAGCAACACGGCUAUCCACUUCCGAACAGGGCCGCACUUGCCAUCUCACCCAGCCGACUUAACUCCCCCGUCGUCGGCGCACUUUCCAACAGGUAUACCUUAUACCAACACGGAACCUCACCAGGAAACCCACUCGGCCUCUUCUUCGGAGCCAGGUGUAACCUCGGGCUCCUCUUCCAAAUUGACGGCACAGUGGACGAUAGAUGACGUCUUUUUAUGGCUCGAUGCAAUUGGCUUGGCCAAUUACAAGGAUUUGUUUGCGCGGAGCUUGUGCCGCACGGCCACGCUCAAGCCCAACAGCUAUUCGCACGCUGACAUUGUAUUCGCCGUCCGCGAAGUACCCAACCAAAUGCAUCGGGAGUGCAUGCUGAUCAGUCUCCGAAACAAGCCCGGGCUAUCACAAAGCGACGGGAGCGCCAAUGCGUUUACCUCGGCCCAGCUGGUCACGGUGCAUCCACCAAAGGGUCUUCCCAAGGUGCAGUCCCUCGUGGCUGUUCAUUCACAUGAUCCACUCCAGUCGCCUCUCCUGCAGCAAACAGCGUCGGCUACCAGCACCGGCAUGCAAACAGCCGCAUCCGAGUCGACUGGCUCAUCGUCGAGCUCGAUUCCAACGCCCGGGGAGGUUGGCCGCAACAUUGGCCUUCCAUUCAGUCCAACAGAGGCUGCAGCUCAAGGCCUCAACAUGAUGCCAGUGGCCACCACUGCUGUCCAAGCGCCGCCAUCCGCCUCGCACCAUGGGAAAAUCCCCUCCGACGCCCACUACCAGCCUUUAAUCUUCGUUCCAUCCAGCAACUCGUCUGUCGCCUCGAACUCGACCGCACGCGAAAUUGGCUAUCCCUAUCCGUAUGCUUUUGGUUCAAUGCCCCCUACUAUGGCGCUGCCCUACGCUGUCCAAAGUGGCGAGGCUCAGCGCAUGGCAUCAUCGGCGUUGAACCCGCAGCCUGCCGCGAGGCAGGGGGAGCGAUGGAUGUACAACGUGUCUGCGUUCUCCCCUCGACCCACCCCACACCUUGUUUCGACGUCUCCUGGAACGGUGUACCACACCCAGCCGCAUGAGCAGCCAGUGAUGCUUCCACCUUCUGUAAUGCACCAUUCUCAGCCGUCGGGCGUUCAGAUGCAACAACAACCAGCGCACAUGCUUCCACCAAUCCAGCCGCAACACCUAGUCUUGCAACAGCACCUCAUUCCCCUACCUGCCCACGUGCGGUUUCCUCUGCAACAAGUGCCCUACAUUCCGUCCAACUUUGAGCCGAAGGAUGCUCAAUCGCCCAGUGUUGUCGCGACUCAGCCCCAGCAGCAGCAGCAGCAGCAGCAGCAGCAGCAACAAACGCCGUACUUGUGA
This is a messenger RNA of Capsaspora owczarzaki ATCC 30864, 3129 nucleotides long. RefSeq lists its product as hypothetical. The transcript has 2 exons. The coding region runs from base 151 to 3129 and encodes 992 amino acids. Gene Ontology annotation, molecular function: protein dimerization activity. The record is from RefSeq and is a predicted model, not a curated record. Lineage: Eukaryota; Filasterea; Ministeriida; Capsasporidae.